AGAUGAGGUUGGUGGUGAUCCCGGACGAUGCACGUGACUACGCGAUGGUGCACGACGUCAUCACACACAGCCCGGGACACUCACAGUGGCUCUCCGCGCUGCUCGGAGCGAACGCCACCGCGCGGAGCUUCAAGCUGCUGCACCCGGACUUCGUGCGCUACUUGCGCAACAGGCUGCUCCCGUCGCGAGCCCUGAGCACGAAUGCGCGCUGGGUGUAUCGGCCAUCCACCGCCGCUGUGCAGCUGCUGCUGGCCCUGCACACCUGCGACGAGGUGUCGGCCUACGGGUACGCGACGCGUGGCUACGCGCGCCACCCAGCCCGCUUGCUGCACGAGACGGCGCUCAGUCGCCUCGUGCUCUACGUGCGGCACGACGCGCGCAUCGAGGCACGGCUCUGGCAGCGUCUCCAGCGCGAGGGCCUCCUGCGCAUCCACACGGGCGGCCCACGUGGGGCCCACGCGGGGAUCACAAGGGGAUCACAAGGGGUUCAUAAGGGGCCUACAAGGGGAUCACAAGGGGUUCACAAGGGGCCCACAAGGGGAACCACAUGGGGUCCACACGGGGUCCACGUAGGGACCACAUGAGCAUCAAGCUGGGACCACAUGGGGACCACGUGGGGAUCACGUGCGGACCAAGCGGUGAUCACACGGGGACUACGUAGCGACUACAUGGGGACCACAUGGAGACCACGCGGGUACCACAUGGGCCCCACUGAGGGCGCGCGCGCGCUUCGCAGCGCGAGACAACGUCGCCUUCACCGCGCCGUGACCCAGAGCUCGCCCCGCUCCCCCGUGGUCUUCAUUCACAACCUCGCAGUUUGCCCGCGUCUCAGACCUGCCACAGAGUCUCACGGGGCUCUCCACCCACAACACAACGGGGGAUGUCGUCUGAUAACCCUGACCCUGCCAUCGACGGAGGCUUCACGCGCACCUCACAAGUAACCCACGGGGUGGUCACCUUAGACCUCACACUAGCACCGCACCAGGGUCCCUACCCUCGCCCGCACCAGGGCCCUAACCUCACAGAAUUGUAUUUCUCGCUCGUGACCCCAACGGGGCUGUUGGAGGCCACGAGACGGAGGGCCCGCGUCGUUCGAAAACGGCGCGCGGAAGCGGAUAUCGCAGAGCUGCCUCUGACAUCCCUUCCUCAAAUGACCUCUGUUCACUAAAGUAGAUGGCGGCCCUUGUAUCGGGAUCACCACCACCGUCAUCAUCAUCAACAUCAUCACGCCAUCGUCAUCAUCAACCACCAUCGCAGUGAACAUCACCAUUGCCAGCGUCACCAUCGCCACCGCUUUCACAUCUCCACGUGCUCUGUAACACGAUCGAUUCACACCGUAGGUUAAGCUACAGUAAGUAGGGGGAAUUCAAUCUCAAUCACAAGUAAUAAAACAAUAUUCUUCUUUC
Molecule: messenger RNA, 1406 nt
Organism: Petromyzon marinus (sea lamprey)
Lineage: Eukaryota; Metazoa; Chordata; Hyperoartia; Petromyzontiformes; Petromyzontidae
Source: RefSeq, a predicted model, not a curated record